Trichophyton benhamiae CBS 112371 is the source of this 1155-nucleotide messenger RNA. RefSeq names its product C6 finger domain protein, putative. The coding region runs from base 1 to 1155 and encodes 384 amino acids. NCBI's taxonomy places the organism in Eukaryota, Fungi, Ascomycota, Eurotiomycetes, Onygenales, Arthrodermataceae. The record is from RefSeq and is a predicted model, not a curated record. The transcript has a single exon.
AUGUGGUUGGAUUUCGAUAUUGCGGACUUGCUCGCUACGGAGACAACUUUUCAAUACGUCGCGCAUGACGAUGCCCCAGAGCAGUCUCCUCAUCUCGGUAGUAGCAGCGGCGUAACACAGGUGCCGAAUGCGCCUAUUAGCCAGCAGGAUAUCAACUUCGUGCUCAACAGAACUGCCCAAGCACCGCCAGCCUAUUCGACGCCCACAGCCCAGGUCUACGGUUCCAGUGACGGAUGCAACAACACCUUCGCCCAGAGACGGGACCGCACGCUUAACCCAUCUGAUGAACUCCAUGGUAGCAGCGCGCAAGGGGCUUAUCCUUUCGCUGAAUUAGACUUGGUAGGGAGCUGUACGAUGCAGCUUUCAGAGCUUAAUGCGCGCCUCAUAAGAGACUUGACUAUGAACAAGCUUCAGUCCGGGCCUCCGCUCGAAUUACCAGAAAGCCCACCCCCGUCUGCCCUUUCGAAGUUCAUUGGUAGCAUCUUAGGCAACUGUCAAGAAUUUCUAGACAUAUUACAACGUCUCAAAUCAGCUCAUAUGGAUCAUACGAAAUUAUCUCAUACCUCCAUGACUGAGCUGCUGGAACAACAGAGCUCCCAGAAUGCCUCUCGAUUCUAUAGCGAGUCAGAUAGCGACAUAUCCAUACGUCAGCCAUCUACUCCAAAUACCCACAGGCACACUAGAGGGUUCUCAGGACAAAGAUUAAAUGGCCCGUCUCUAUUUAGUUUUUCAGCUCAUCUCUUGGUCCUUUCCUGCUACACGUGCAUCCUUGAAGGCUUCGAUUCGAUAUUUACAGUGAUUCUUGGAAUGCUUACGGAGGGUUCAUACAGCCUUGACCUGAACUUAACGGGCAUUCUCCCCGAAUUCUCACUAGGAGGAUUCCGCCUGCAUGGCCAUAAUGACCUGCAAAUCAAGUGUCUUCUUCAAGUUAGCUCCAUGGUUCUGGUGAAGAUUGAGAAUAUCAUCGGUAUUGGUGCAACAGAAGUGGGCACACAUAACUCAAGGAACGGGCUCUUAAACAACAGGGAUUUGGGAGGCCUCCUUGACGCUUUAUAUUGCCAGAAACAAUUUGAUCACACUGGGGGUGGUGGAUCGCGAGUAGCCCGUGUAAAAGUGACGAUGAAAAGGAUAGAGAAGAUAUUAGAUUCAGCCUAG